Meyerozyma guilliermondii ATCC 6260 is the source of this 1551-nucleotide messenger RNA. RefSeq lists its product as uncharacterized. The coding region runs from base 1 to 1551 and encodes 516 amino acids. The transcript has a single exon. Lineage: Eukaryota; Fungi; Ascomycota; Pichiomycetes; Serinales; Debaryomycetaceae. Gene Ontology annotation, cellular component: plasma membrane. The record is from RefSeq and is a predicted model, not a curated record. Gene Ontology annotation, molecular function: dipeptide transmembrane transporter activity; allantoate transmembrane transporter activity. Gene Ontology annotation, biological process: allantoate transport; dipeptide transport; tripeptide transport.
AUGGAGAAAGAGACCAAGGAAAUACCCAUGAUGGCGUCGGUAACGUCUCAAGUGCUGCUGGUGGUUGAUGAACCCCACAAGCACCAACAAGUUGAUGGUGCCGAUAAGGCUUUGGAGCUUAUCGACGGAGAAACACUCGACUUUUCUCCCGAGGAGGAAAAGAAAGUUUUGCGGAAAAUCGACAUGUUUGUGCUCCCAUGGUUAUUUUCCAUGUAUUUUUUCCAGUUUUUGGACAAACAAACCUUGACGUAUACGGCAAUCAUGGGGUUGAAAGAAGAUUGCAAUUUGAAAGGAUCUGAGUAUUCUUGGGUUGGUUCGAUCUACUAUGGAACGUUUCUUAUCUCGGCUUACCCGCACAGUCGUAUGAUGCAAAUUUUUUCCGAAAGCAAGUAUGUUUCUUUCUUUGGUAUGUUGUGGGGUGCAACUUUGAUGUGCAUGGCUGCGUGCCAUUCUUUUGGUGGUUUGAUGACGGUACGAGCCCUUAUGGGAGUACUUGAAUCUCCCACUGUAACUGGGUUAGUGUUGAUAACAGGAAAGUGGUACCGGAAAUAUGAACAGAGUACUCGCAGUGGUAUGUGGUUCACAUCUGUUGGAUUUGCUUCUAUGCUUGGUUCAAUCCUAGCAUUUUCUGCUUAUCGGGGCCACCAAGAAACCAAUGUAACGUAUGCAUCGUGGAGAAUCUUGAGUCUUGGAAUCGGAAGCUCUACUGUCGUGUGGGGAGGUUGCAUGUUUCUUUUCAUGGCAGAGUCACCAAUCAAAGCGAAAUACUUUUCCGAUAGAGAAAGGAGAAUAGCCAUAGAGAGACUUCGUGAUAACCAGCAUGGGGUGGGGAGUCACGAAUUCAAGUGGGAUCAAUUUCGGGAGUGUCUUUUGGACGUGAGAACGUGGAUCUACUUUUUAUUCAUGGUUACCAGCCAAAUUCCUGUGGGAGGAAUCCAAGUUUUCGCUUCACAAAUGCUUGUUUCCUAUGGAUUUGGAACCGAUAUCACUUUGCUCGUUCAAACGCUUCCAUCUGGAUUUUUGCAAAUCAUUUGCGCUUUUGGAUUCGGCUGGAUCGGUGACAAAUACAGAAACAGAACCUUGGCAUUUUUCUUGUGUAUGCUCAUGUCAAUUUUCGGCAUGGGCUUGAUGGUAGGGUUGCAGAAUGUUGGCUCGUUGUAUAGGAAGGAGGUCCAGCUCGUGGCAUAUAUCAUCUUGAUGGGUUCAAGUGCUACACCAUUUGCACUUAUAUCAGCUAUAUCGGCCUCCAAUGUGGUGGGACACACCAAGAAAACCACCACUAAUGGAAUAAUCUUUACAGGAUUGGCAGUGGCUUACUUCAUUGGUCCCCAAGUUUUUGACGAUGGACCCAAGUACUUGAGAGCCAAAGUAGUGGCUUUGAUCUUAUGGGUAAUCACGGUGAUUUUAUUGGGUUCUUACUUUGUGCUCAACAAGUGGGAGAAUAAAAGACGGGACAAGAAACAGCUUGAGUCACCAAUGGAAAAACCAGAUAACAUUGAAUUUAUGGAUUUGACCGAUAAGCAGAAUCCGUUCUUUAGGUACGUUUACUAG